AUGUCGGAAAGAUCGUCACGUGACACCCUUAAUGCUUUUUGUGAUGGAGUCAUUAGGUUAUACCGACAUGAAUAUUUGCGUAGGCCAAUGCGUAAUGAUAUGCAACGCAUUUUUGAUCAUCAUGCGUCUUAUCAUGGUUUUCCCGUGGCUUGGCGUGACCAGUACACGCGAAGUGACCAUUACGGGCCGACGAUAUCGCUUGAAGCAGUGGCGUCACAGGAUUGCGGCACAACACCGGUGGUUCCUUUCACUGUAUAUGAAACCGAAUAUAAGUACCCGUAUUUUCUCGUGGAUGGGAUCUACCCAAGAUAUGCGAUGUUUGUGAAAAUGAUUCCUCAUCCAACCGGUGAGAAAAGGAUUCAAUUAGCACCAACAGAUGCUCGAUUAGCAGAAAAAAGGAUAUGCGAUGGGAUCCCCCGGUUGCGACACACCAUCAGAUGCUCGACUAGCAGAGAUACAAGACUCAAGCAUUCACGAAGAUCUUCGGAUGGAGCUUAUUGA
Molecule: messenger RNA, 501 nt
Organism: Erigeron canadensis
Lineage: Eukaryota; Viridiplantae; Streptophyta; Magnoliopsida; Asterales; Asteraceae
Exons: 3
Coding region: 1-501 (166 amino acids)
Source: RefSeq, a predicted model, not a curated record